Molecule: messenger RNA, 3692 nt
Organism: Tupaia belangeri chinensis (Chinese tree shrew)
Lineage: Eukaryota; Metazoa; Chordata; Mammalia; Scandentia; Tupaiidae
Gene: GIGYF2
Product: GRB10 interacting GYF protein 2
Biological process (GO): insulin-like growth factor receptor signaling pathway
Cellular component (GO): membrane; vesicle; proximal dendrite
Molecular function (GO): protein binding
Source: RefSeq, a predicted model, not a curated record
CACACCUAGUCUCUAAGAAAGUGUUAAAAGGACCUGAACAAAGUCUGCUCUAACCUCCUGCUGUGAACCAGCAGAACUUACAAACAGAUUUCUUCACGUGUAAAAAUCCAUUGUAAAAAUACAGAAAAGAAUGGCAGCGGAAACGCAGACCCUGAACUUUGGGCCUGAAUGGCUCCGAGCUCUGUCCAGUGGUGGCAGUAUUACAUCCCCGCCUCUUUCUCCAGCGUUGCCGAAGUAUAAAUUAGCGGAUUAUCGUUAUGGCAGAGAAGAAAUGUUAGCACUUUUCCUUAAAGACAACAAGAUACCUUCAGACCUUCUGGAUAAAGAAUUUUUGCCUAUCCUGCAGGAGGAGCCCCUGCCGCCAUUGGCUCUUGUGCCCUUUACAGAAGAAGAGCAGAGAAACUUUUCCAUGUCUGUAAAUAGUGCCGCUGUCCUGCGAUUGACAGGACGAGGAGGAGGAGGAACAGUGGUGGGGGCUCCUAGAGGUCGAAGUUCUUCAAGAGGGAGAGGCAGAGGCAGAGGUGAAUGUGGUUUCUACCAAAGAAGUUUUGAUGAAGUAGAGGGUGUGUUUGGUCGAGGAGGUGGCAGGGAAAUGCAUAGAUCGCAAAGCUGGGAGGAAAGGGGUGACAGACGUUUUGAAAAACCGGGUCGAAAAGAUGUAGGGAGACCAAAUUUUGAGGAAGGUGGACCAACAUCAGUGGGGAGAAAGCAUGAAUUUAUACGAUCAGAAAGUGAGAACUGGCGCAUCUUUAGAGAGGAACAGAAUGGAGAAGAUGAAGACGGAGGGUGGCGCCUCGCUGGGUCGAGAAGGGAUGGAGAGAGGUGGCGGCCCCACAGCCCUGAUGGCCCUCGUUCUGCAGGCUGGCGGGAGCACAUGGAACGGCGGCGAAGGUUUGAGUUCGAUUUUCGAGAUCGAGAUGAUGAACGGGGUUACCGGAGGGUGCGCUCUGGCAGUGGCAGCAUAGAUGACGACAGGGACAGCUUGCCUGAAUGGUGCUUAGAGGAUGCUGAGGAGGAGAUGGGCACAUUCGACUCAUCUGGAGCAUUCCUCUCUCUAAAAAAAGUACAGAAAGAGCCUAUUCCAGAAGAGCAGGAGAUGGACUUCAGGCCUGUUGAGGAAGGAGAGGAGUGCUCUGAUUCUGAGGGCAGCCAUAACGAAGAGGCCAAAGAACCUGAUAAGACGAAUAAGAAAGAGGGAGAGAAAGCAGAUAGAGUUGAAGCAAGUGAGGAAACACCACAAACCUCCUCCUCAUCUGCGAGACCAGGUACUCCUUCAGACCAUCAGCCUCAGGAAGCACCACAGUUUGAGAGGAAAGAUGAAUCAAAAACUGAGCCAAUGGAAAAAGCUGAAGAGGAGAGUAGGAUGGACAACAGCGUGCCAGCCACAGUGCCCAGCCGAGGGGACGAAAUGGUUCCUGAUGUCCAGCAGCCCUUGUCACAGAUUCCUUCAGACACAGCCUCUCCUCUUCUCAUACUUCCACCUCCUGUUCCCAGUCCCAGUCCUGCCCUGCGGCCAGUUGAAACGCCAGUCGUAGGUGCUCCCGGAAUGGGCAGUGUUUCCACAGAACCAGAUGAUGAAGAGGGUCUCAAACAUUUGGAGCAGCAAGCUGAGAAGAUGGUGGCUUAUCUCCAAGACAGUGCACUAGAUGAUGAGAGGCUGGCAUCAAAACUGCAGGAGCACAGAGCUAAAGGCACAUCGAUCCCCCUGAUGCACGAAGCAAUGCAGAAGUGGUAUUAUAAAGAUCCUCAGGGAGAGAUUCAAGGUCCCUUCAAUAAUCAAGAGAUGGCAGAAUGGUUCCAGGCGGGCUAUUUUACUAUGUCUUUGUUGGUGAAGAGAGCAUGUGAUGAGAGCUUCCAGCCUCUUGGUGAUAUCAUGAAAAUGUGGGGAAGGGUUCCCUUCUCUCCAGGUCCAGCUCCCCCCCCUCAUAUGGGAGAGUUGGACCAGGAACGACUGACCAGGCAGCAGGAACUCACAGCCCUGUACCAGAUGCAGCACCUCCAGUACCAGCAGUUCUUACUCCAACAACAGUACGCACAGGUUUUGGCUCAACAGCAGAAGGCAGCCCUGUCUUCCCAGCAGCAGCAGCAGCUGGCACUUCUUCUCCAACAGUUCCAGGCCCUGAAGAUGAGAAUAUCUGAUCAGAACAUCAUUCCUUCAGUAACUAGGUCUGUGUCGGUGCCAGAUACGGGCUCUAUCUGGGAGCUUCAGUCAGCAACCUCACAGCCUACAGUUUGGGAAGGUGGUAGUGUAUGGGAUCUUCCCCUGGACCCUGCGACGCCAGGCCCUGCUCUGGAACAGCUUCAGCAGCUGGAGAAGGCUAAAGCUGCAAAGCUAGAGCAGGAGAGAAGAGAGGCAGAAAUGAGGGCAAAACGGGAAGAGGAGGAGCGAAAAAGGCAAGAAGAACUCCGGAGACAGCAGGAGGAAAUUCUUCGGAGACAGCAGGAAGAAGAAAGGAAAAGACGGGAAGAAGAAGAGCUUGCUCGAAGGAAACAGGAAGAGGCUCUGCGACGCCAGAGAGAGCAGGAAAUUGCGUUAAGACGACAGCGAGAAGAGGAAGAAAGACAGCAGCAAGAAGAAGCUCUUAGAAGACUAGAGGAGAGAAGGAGAGAAGAGGAAGAGAGGCGAAAGCAGGAAGAAUUGUUACGCAAGCAGGAAGAGGAGGCUGCAAAAUGGGCCCGGGAAGAAGAAGAAGCCCAGCGUCGACUAGAGGAGAACCGACUGCGAAUGGAAGAGGAGGCGGCCAGGCUCCGGCACGAGGAGGAGGAACGGAAGAGGAAGGAGCUGGAGCUCCAGCGGCAGAAGGAGCUGAUGCGCCAGCGGCAGGCGCCGCACCAGCAGCUGGCGCAGAUGAAGCUUCCCUCUUCUUCAACGUGGGGCCAACAGUCCAGCACGACAGCCUGCCAGGCCCAGGCCACGCUGUCCUUGGCUGAGAUCCAAAAGCUGGAAGAAGAGCGAGAACGGCAGCUUCGAGAAGAGGUGCGCUUUAAACAAAGGCGCCAGCAGAGGGAGCUGAUGAAAGCUCUGCAGCAGCAGCAGCAGCAGCAGCAGCAGCAAAAACUGACAGGCUGGGGGAACGUCAGCAAACCAGCAGGUACCACGAAAUCUCUUCUGGAGAUCCAGCAGGAGGAGGCCAGGCAGAUGCAGAAGCAGCAGCAGCAGCAGCAGCAGCAGCAGCAGCAGCAGCCAAACAGAGCCCGGAGUAACACGCAUUCCAACUUGCACACCAGCAUUGGGACUUCUGUUUGGGGCUCUAUAAAUACUGGCCCUCCUAACCAGUGGGCAUCUGACCUAGUCAGUAGUAUCUGGAGUAAUGCUGACACUAAAAACUCCAACAUGGGAUUCUGGGAUGAUGCAGUGAAAGAAGUGGGACCUAGGAAUUCGUCAAAUAAAAAUAAAAACAACGCCAGUCUCAGUAAAUCUGUAGGUGUGUCUAACCGGCAGAAUAAGAAAGUAGAAGAAGAAGAAAAGUUGCUGAAGCUCUUUCAGGGAGUAAAUAAAGCCCAAGAUGGAUUUACCCAGUGGUGUGAACAGAUGCUUCAUGCCCUUAAUACGGCAAAUAACUUGGAUGUUCCCACGUUUGUUUCUUUCCUGAAAGAAGUAGAAUCUCCGUAUGAGGUCCAUGAUUAUAUCAAGGCCUACUUGGGAGAUACUUCUGAGGCCAAGGAGUUUGCCAAGCAGUUCCUUGAGCGUC